UUUACUGGAGUGAUAUUUGUCGACGAAGCAACGAAAGAAAAAGCAGCAUUUAACAAGAGUGGUCCAGCUGUAACUUUUUCUGGUAAUUAUAAUAAGAAGGCCGAUGCAUUUGGCUUGUGGACCGCACAGGGUGUUGCGUCAACAGAUUUUGAAUAUCAAAUGUUAAUUUGUGAUACAGAUUUCUACAAGGGCCUCCAUUUUUCUGGGUAUACAGCUGACUGCUACAAACUUUGUGCUAACUGGUGUAAUGACAGAUCUUCUCCAUACUUUCGCUCAUCUGCAGUCUCCAGUGCGAAUUUCCAAGGCGUUGCUUUCAACGAAAAUGGUCGUACACCGACGUCAAAGCGUGUCAUUCGUGCAGGAAUUCGUUAA
This is a messenger RNA of Paramuricea clavata, 372 nucleotides long. Lineage: Eukaryota; Metazoa; Cnidaria; Anthozoa; Malacalcyonacea; Plexauridae. The record is from the annotation of a GenBank genome assembly.